This is a messenger RNA of Linum tenue, 2957 nucleotides long. The record is from the annotation of a GenBank genome assembly. NCBI's taxonomy places the organism in Eukaryota, Viridiplantae, Streptophyta, Magnoliopsida, Malpighiales, Linaceae.
AUGGAAACCCCGGCGUCUUCUCUACUUCAAAUCCUCAUAAAUAAUCAGAACAAGACUUGGGUUGGGUCUUGAUUGGGUUGGGGUAAUCACUCAUAAUCAUAGACUUAGCUCCGCUGCGCCAUUAGCAGGGUCGGGGAGGCACUUUUUCACUCUCUCUCUCUCUCUUCUUCUCUUGCUCUCAGGAGGGGAGCGACAAUGGCCUCUUCAGUAGUCUCUCUUUCUUUCGGAAGCUAAUGAGUUAGUUUAGUCAAGGGAAGACCAACCCCUCUUGAGAUUUCUCCUUCCCAUCCCAAGGACAUACUCGGUCAAUCUUAAUUCCGUUACUGCUCUGCUCUGGGGAGAAAAGAAAGAUCUGGUCUUUUUCUUCUUCUUUCUCUUCUCUGCUUUCCGAGGGGAAGGGAAGAUAUGGAGGAAGAGAAGAAGAACAAGGAAGAGGCUCCCAGGCUACUGGUUCAGAGCCUGAUAGAUACGGUAGACGAGAUCGCUUCCAUCUCUGAUUACAGAUGCUCGGUGAAGAAGCAGUACUGCAAUCUAGCUCGGAGGUUGAAGCUCUUGACCCCAAUGUUCGAAGAAAUUCAAGACAGCGAAGAGGCGAUCCCCGACGAGACCCUGGAUUCUCUGGCGUCUCUCAAGGUUGCUCUCGAUUCAGCCAAGGAAUUGCUCAGAUUCGGGAGCCAAGGCAGCAAAAUUUACCUGGCCUUGGAGAGAGAGGACAUAGUCGUUAAGUAUCAUGAGUUGACAUUUCAGUUGGAAGAAGCUCUUAGUGGAAUCUUUUUGGAAAAACUUGACAUAUCAGAUGAAGUUAAAGAACAGGUUGAGCUCGUCCUUUUCCAGUUCAGGAGAGCCAAAGGGAAAUUCGAAUUCCCUGAUACGGGCCUCUAUUUCGAUCUCUUUAAGCUUCAUGGCGAAACUACUGAUGCGUCAGAAGAUCCUGCUCUUCUACGGAGAUUGUCUGAGAAGCUACAACUAACCGGGAUAGAUGAGCUUACUCAAGAGUCACUUGCUUUGCAUGAGAUGGUUUCUGCUACAGGUGGAGACCCCGAGGAGAAAAUAGAGAAGAUGUGGAUGCUACUAAAAAAGAUUAAGAAUUUUGUUCAGACUGAGAAUCCCAACUUGGAUGCUCCUGGGGGAAAAGGUGCUCCUCAAAGUAGCAGUGGACAAGCUUCUACCGAUGAGAAUCAUAAAGUUCUUGUGAUACCAGAUGAUUUCCGCUGUCCUAUAUCUCUAGAAUUGAUGAAAGAUCCUGUCAUUGUAUCAACAGGGCAGACCUAUGAACGAUCCUGCAUUGAGAAAUGGCUGGAAACACAUGGAACAUGCCCAAAGACGCAGCAAUCUCUUGCUGGUACCACACUCACCCCCAACUAUGUCCUACGCAGCCUCAUUGCCCAGUGGUGCGAAGCAAAUGGAGUCGAACCACCAAAACGACCAAGCAGUUCGCGAACCAGUAAACUGGCAUCUUCCUUCUCCCCUGCCGAACGUACAAAGAUCGAAAUACUCCUCCAAAAGCUGACGUCUGGAACUCCUGAGGAUCAGCGUUCUGCUGCAGGCGAAGUCCGCCUUCUGGCCAAGCGUAAUGCCGACAACCGUGUGGCUAUUGCUGAAGCCGGUGCAAUUCCUCUCCUAGUUGGCCUCCUCUCAGUGCCCGACUCUCGCACCCAAGAACAUGCCGUGACAGCUCUGCUUAACCUCUCCAUAUGCGAGGACAACAAAGGUAGCAUCAUAUCGGCAGGAGCUGUUCCCGGUAUAGUAAAUGUGCUGAAAAAGGGCAGCAUGGAAGCCCGGGAGAAUGCUGCUGCUACCCUUUUCAGCCUUUCGGUCGUCGAUGAAAAUAAGGUCAUAAUUGGUGCUUCUGGAGCUAUUCCCCAACUGGUGAUGCUUCUGAGUGAAGGCACCCAGAGAGGGAAAAAAGAUGCUGCAACUGCACUGUUCAACUUGUGCAUUUAUCAGGGGAACAAGGGGAAAGCAGUGAGGGCUGGGGUGGUCCCCACGUUGAUGCACUUGCUUACAGAGCCAGGUGGUGGGAUGGUUGAUGAAGCUCUGGCCAUACUAGCAAUAUUGGCUAGCCACCCUGAUGGUAAGGGAGCCAUUGGUGCUGCAAAGGCUGUACCUGUUUUGGUUGAAGUUAUUGGAAGUGGAUCUCCAAGGAACAGAGAAAAUUCAGCUGCCGUUUUGGUGCAUCUUUGUUCUGGAGAUCAGAAAUACAUGAUUGAGGCACGAGAGCUCGGAGUGAUGGCACCACUUUUGGAUUUGGCACACAAUGGGACAGAACGAGGAAAGCGAAAGGCUCAGCAGCUGCUUGACCGUAUCAGUAGGUUCAUUGAACAGCAGAAGCUGGCCAAAGGCCAAUCGGAUGCUCACCAUCAACUGAAUGGGCCAUCAGCUGCUAUCACGAAUCCUGAAGAUAGCUGAUGAAAAGUUUUGAUCGUCUCUCUGUGCCUUGAUUUUGUGGUUUCGGUUAAAUAUAAAUAUAAAUAGAUACACUCAAAGGCCGACUUCUUCGAAUUUUGAGAGGGAAAGGUGGAAGGUUACCCGAUCCCGCCCAUCUGUAACAGCUAUUUAUUUUUGAAGGCGAGGAUUGAAAGCUGCAAACUUGCAAGACAAAAGGGUGCAUAAGCCGGUAAGAGUCGAGUCUAUGCAAGGGCAGGAAACAGAAAGGUGGGGGAGAGUACGGAGAUGGGACUUUACCUAUAAAUGUGUUUAACGUGCUGCACCAUUGUUGUAACAUGUAAUCAUCUUCUCUACUUAUUUUUUCAUUGAAGAGAUGUGUUUCUGUUUUUGGGUGUAUUUUCGUGGCCGAAGACCCAUGUAAAAUAUCAUCUUUACGCUGUAUAUCUGCUGCUGCAAGUGCACAAACAGUGGAAUCAGCGACCUUGUUAACUGUCUGAUUCGUCAUUGAAUUUGUCCAUAAGUGUUUCUGCUGCAAAUUGCAAUGGCCAAUGCUGAUGUUGUCUGAUUAA